Cyclocybe aegerita is the source of this 1476-nucleotide messenger RNA. NCBI's taxonomy places the organism in Eukaryota, Fungi, Basidiomycota, Agaricomycetes, Agaricales, Hemipholiotaceae. The record is from the annotation of a GenBank genome assembly.
AUGUUGUCCCUCAGGUUGACCGGCGUCCUCGUCCUCGCUAGCCGGCUUCAUCCCGCCUCUUGUUCAACUCUAUUGUCUGAAUCCAACACUAUCGUGCUACCACGGUCCACAAACGAAGACUUAAGGACACCAGCCCAAAUAUUCCUCAACUGCUUCUUCACCCUCCUCCUAUGCAUCUGGUUCUGCGGACGGCCUAACAUUCCCGUUAAACCACCACCACACAAAACAUGGUACGAAUCAUGGCUACCAGCCCUCGGAGCCCGCAUCCGCAUCACGAUCUGGCUCCUUCUCUCGCCCCAGCUUAUCCUCGUCUGGGCCGUGCGUCAAUGGCGAGGUGCCACAUCACUGAAGCACACCUACGCUAACCAAGGACCGGGGUGGACGCGGGUGCAUGGGUUCAUGAUGAACAUGGGCGGAUUUGUGCUGUACAAGGACGGCCGGCCGAUCCAAGCGCUCUCACGGAAGAGGUUUGCGAGCUUGCUGAGGGUGGCGGCGAUCGAGUUCCCGUGGGUUACGGAGGAGGAGAUUACGGACCGGGGCAAGUCGAGCUGGGCCCUUGUACUGCUUUUUGCGGUGCAGACUGGGUGGUUCGUCGUGCAGUGCAUCGCGAGGUUGGUUAAGCACGGGCGCUUCGCUGUGACGCUGCUCGAGCUGGAGACAUGGGCCAUUGUGGUGGUGAGCUGGGUCAUUGCUGGAGUGUUUUGGGAGAAGCCCCUGGACGCCAGGGUACCAAUUCGCGUCGACCUCAAGAUCGAGAUGGAAAUCUCGAAGGACGAGACGCCGGACGUGGCCCCAUUCUUUCCUAGUACCUGGCGGGACUCGAACCGGGAAGAGACGAUUCAAAAGAAGGUGUUAUCGAGGAUUGCAGAAGAAUACGGGCUCGACCCCGAACCGCCACGACGGAAACUACAUCUUUCGACCUUCCAGACGAUCGCAGCAACCCUUAUUUUCCCUUUUGUGUGGCCAAUCGCACGCAUCUACAUGGACCACCUCGCCAUAACAUGCUACCCAAAAUCUAUCAACCUCCGCGCCUUGACCGCACCAACCUUCUACCACACCGACGAGAAGACAUUUGCCGACUUGGGAUGGCAGCGCGGCAGUGAGAUGUUACUCGGGUUCGUAGGCGCUCUCAUUGGCGGUGCUCACUUCGUCCUAUGGGGAUCGACCUUUCCCAACCACUCUUGGGACCUCCUAUGGCGGUUCAGCAUCUUCUCCACCACGGCCGUACCAGGCCUUUUCUUCAUCCUACACCUCCUAGACGCGCUCGCAGACCGCCUUCCCCCGUUCAGCCUCAUACGCAGGUUCUCGCAGGAUUUCUUCGCGUUUGCGUUGGCGAUAUUGGGCGUCCUAGGACACUUGGUUUAUGCUGCUGCUCGUGUUAUCAUCCUAGUCCAAGCCUUGGUUUCGCUAACCUUCCUCACUAUCCCAAAUAUCCAGACCGUCGAAUGGACUGGUUAUAUCCCUCACCUUGGUUAA